AUGGGGGGAAAACAGAGCUCCACUAGGGCCUGCGAUGCAGGAGGAGGCCCUGGGGUGGGCCCCUUGGGGCCCCCCCUGGCGGGGGGCUCAGGAGAAGUGUUGCUAAGGGAAGCAGAGCAGCUUUCUGCUUAUAUUGAAGGAGGUGGGAGUUCAGGGGAGAAGCAGCAGCUGAAUUUUUCUUGGGGGGAGAAGGCGCAUGUGCUGCCUGCACUGCGUCGUUUGCUGCUGUCUCCUUGCAAAGAAAGAGACACAAUUAAAUACGCUAUUGAUUCAAUUCUCCCUCCUUCUUACACUCCUAUAAGCGAAGAAGACCCCCAUAUACUUGCGGGGUGUAGAUGCAGUAGCAGCUUCUCCUGUCUUUUGGAGUUGCUUACGGCCUACAAGUUAGGUAAAACAGAAUAG
Molecule: messenger RNA, 402 nt
Organism: Eimeria acervulina
Lineage: Eukaryota; Apicomplexa; Conoidasida; Eucoccidiorida; Eimeriidae
Exons: 2
Coding region: 1-402 (133 amino acids)
Source: RefSeq, a predicted model, not a curated record